AUGCAGUUCAUGCUCCUCGCUCUCGACAUCGGAAAUACCAUGGUCACCAUCGGCGUUUUCGGCGAUUCCGGGCUGGUUUCCACUAUGCGGGCCGCCACGGAUUCCCGUCGCUCGACCGAUGAGUACGGCCUGCUGCUGACCAGCCUCCUGCAACUCAACGGCGUGCAGCGGGAAGAGAUCACCGAGGUCUCUAUGUGCAGUGUGGUGCCGCCGCUGACCGGAGUGUUCGAGGAGGUGGCGUCAAGUUACUUUGGCGUCCGGCCCCUGACAGUAACGGGCGCGAUUCGGACCGGUCUUCAGAUCGCCUACGACAACCCCCGCGACGUGGGGGCUGACCGCAUCGCCGACGCGGUAGCAGCGAAGAGCCUGUAUGGAUACCCCACGAUAAUCGUGGACUUCGGCACAGCCACGGUGUUCGAUGCAAUAUCGGCGGAAGGGGUGUACUUGGGCGGCGCCAUCGCGCCCGGAAUCAGCGUGGCCGCAGAGGCCUUGUUCCUCAACACCUCGCAACUGCGCCGCAUCGAGCUGACGCCCCCCACAUCUGCCAUCGGCCAGAACACCACCGCGGCGCUGCAGGCCGGUCUGGUGCUGGGCUACGCCGAACUGGUCAAGGGCCUCGUCGGACGCAUCACCGGUGAAUUGGGCGGCGCUGCCACCGUGGUCGCCACUGGUGGGUUGGCCAAUAUUAUCUCCCGGGAGACCGGCAUUUUCGACCACAUCAAUCCCAACCUGACGCUCAUCGGGCUGCAGCAGAUCUUUGAACUGAACAAGAACCCGGACUAG
Geodia barretti is the source of this 783-nucleotide messenger RNA. The record is from the annotation of a GenBank genome assembly. Lineage: Eukaryota; Metazoa; Porifera; Demospongiae; Tetractinellida; Geodiidae.